GUGGCGUAAAGUUGGCGAACUAAGUGACCUGAUGUGUUUCCCUAUAAAAUCUGCAGGAGCAAUCAGGUUGAACGAAAUGGACUGCUCCAUGAUCGGUGUCCAGGAAGGAUUUCUAAGAGACAGGAUUUUUAUGUGCGUGACCCUAGAACGCAACUUCGUGACGGGUCGUACGCACCCCAAAAUGGUGCUGAUCCAGCCCAAGGUCGAGGGAAACAUUAUGACCUUGACGGCACCAGAAAUGAAGGACAUACAACUGGACGUUGCGGCCCUGCAGGGCCGAGACCGCAUCAAAACUUCAGUUUGGGGCCAACUUGUGGACAGUGUCGAUUGUGGGGAUGAAAUCGCCAGCUGGUUAUCAAGGUACAUCCUGGGUGAAGAAACAGGUUUAAGGCUGGUCUACUACCCAAAAGAAGUUUGCGAAAGGGAUGUUCGCGAAAAGAACAAAAUAUUCGAGACUGUCGAAGAAAAAGAUUGUGGGGCCCUCCACGAUGCGACAAGUUACAACCUAAUCAACCAAAGUUCGGUGGACGAUCUGAACACAAAAAUCCCCGACUACCCUCCAGUGACGCCCCAACAAUUCAGGCCCAACUUUGUGGUCAAGGGGGCCCCUGCUUUCGAAGAAGACUCCUGGCAAUGGAUGAGAAUCGGAGGGGCCACUUUUAGGAACGUAAAACCAUGUACCAGAUGCAUUUUUACUACUGUGGAUCCAAAAACUGGAUUAAAAAAUAAAGCUGUUGAACCUCUGAAGGAAUUAAAAAGAUAUCGUCUGUUCCCAAAAACAGGACGUGACCCUGUUCUGGGUAUUCAUUUGGGUUUACGAGGACAUGGUCGAGUGAAAUUGGGAGAUGCUGUCUAUGUCGAAGCAUAAUAAACAGAUAUUUGAAAACAAAAUGUUUAAAGAUUUAUUUUUAUAUUCAAGAAUACUUAUUUAAUAAGUAUCAAAUAUAUAUAUUUACUAAUGAGCAAAUA
This is a messenger RNA of Ctenocephalides felis (cat flea), 969 nucleotides long. It is a transcript of the gene Marc, whose product is annotated as mitochondrial amidoxime-reducing component 1. Gene Ontology annotation, molecular function: catalytic activity; pyridoxal phosphate binding; molybdenum ion binding. The record is from RefSeq and is a predicted model, not a curated record. NCBI's taxonomy places the organism in Eukaryota, Metazoa, Arthropoda, Insecta, Siphonaptera, Pulicidae.